AAGUGUCGUUUCGGGCAACCUCAAUUUUAACAGCUUUUAGGUGUCAUUCCUUAUGUACAUAGAUGGGACUCCUCUACUCUAGUCUCCAUGAUGGCAUUGAUCCCAUGUCUGUGAACUUUCAUAUUUGAGCCUGUUCAUGACAAGGUACAUACAGUCGGCAUGGUCGGCACCGCAGAACAGUGUCAUGGCGUGACCGCGAUGACAGAAAGCAUUUUCUUUGUGGAGGAGUCGAAUCCAAAGAAGAAAAUGUGGAGUAGAUUCUGCUGUAGCAAAAGCAAUGUGGUGCUAUUCCUCAUAAGCGUCAUUCUAACCCAAUGGUUAAUCUUCUAUCAAGAGUAUCACAAAUGGCAGGCAUUCCAAGAAAAAUGGAAUAACUAUAUAUCCGAGCUGAGCGAUGUGCAAACAAAAAUUUCGAGAAUAAAUGAGCUUGAAGGGAAAAUUGCAGAUAUUAAAUCACGACCUACUAUAUAUGCAAUAACGCCAACGUUCGCCAGACCCGUUCAAAAGGCAGAGUUGACACGUUUGGCACAGACGUUUUUACACAUUUUUAAUUUCCACUGGAUUGUUGUAGAGGAUUCUGUAAAGAAAACGGAUUUGGUGACGAAUUUUUUGGCGCAGAGCAGAUUAGCGUACACGCAUUUGAAUGUGUCCACACCUCCGAAUUAUAAAUUAGGCAAGAAUGAUCCUAAUUGGAAAAAACCGCGUGGAGUCGAACAACGGAAUGCAGCUCUUAGGUGGAUAAGGGAAAGCUUGACUCAGGAUGACAACGGAAUAGUUUUUUUUGCUGAUGACGAUAAUACUUAUUCCAUUAAAUUGUUUAGAGAGAUGGAGAAAAUUAAAACAGUUGGUGUUUGGCCUGUUGGCCUUGUCGGUGGCUUAAUGGUUGAAAAACCUAUUUGUGAUAAUGUUACGAGGAAGGUAGUGGGUUUUAAUUCUGUGUGGAAACCAGAUAGACCUUUUCCAUUGGAUAUGGCAGGAUUUGCUGUAAAUUUGAGGCUUAUUCUUGAGCAUAAGAAUGCCUGGUUUUCAUUUACAGUUCAAAGUGGUUAUCAGGAAAGUGAAAUAUUAAGGCAAAUGAUUCCAGGAAUUGAACAUCUAGAACCUUUAGCUGAUUUUUGUACAAAGGUGUACGUAUGGCAUACACGUACCGAACCUCCAAAACUAAAUGAUGAGCAGCUUCUGAUUAAAAAAGGAAAACCGUCAAAUGCUGGUAUAGAAGUCUAAUAGUAUUUUUAUGUAUUGUUAAGUUAAGUAAGGGGCAAUGAAUUGAAAUUGUUAUUCUAAUAAAGUAAAUUCUCACAGCCGUUACAAUCCUUAAAA
This is a messenger RNA of Cephus cinctus (wheat stem sawfly), 1320 nucleotides long. RefSeq names its product galactosylgalactosylxylosylprotein 3-beta-glucuronosyltransferase I (gene GlcAT-I). Gene Ontology annotation, cellular component: Golgi membrane. The record is from RefSeq and is a predicted model, not a curated record. The transcript is spliced from 4 exons. Gene Ontology annotation, molecular function: galactosylgalactosylxylosylprotein 3-beta-glucuronosyltransferase activity. Gene Ontology annotation, biological process: chondroitin sulfate proteoglycan biosynthetic process; carbohydrate metabolic process. The coding region runs from base 160 to 1224 and encodes 354 amino acids. NCBI's taxonomy places the organism in Eukaryota, Metazoa, Arthropoda, Insecta, Hymenoptera, Cephidae.